Plasmodium relictum is the source of this 660-nucleotide messenger RNA. RefSeq names its product Plasmodium exported protein, unknown function. The transcript has 2 exons. Bases 1 to 660 code for a protein of 219 amino acids. The record is from RefSeq and is a predicted model, not a curated record. NCBI's taxonomy places the organism in Eukaryota, Apicomplexa, Aconoidasida, Haemosporida, Plasmodiidae.
AUGUUCUAUAGAACACAGAAAAUAAUUAUAUUCUCUUUUUUUAAAUUUUUUGUAUUCACCCUUUUAAUUUGGAUAUUACAAUGUUCAAUUAAUAGUAAUUCUAGUAGAUUUUUAAAUGAUAUAUGCAAUUUAGAAAGAUCAAAAUAUUUAGAAGUCAAAAGAAUCUUAUCAGAACAUAGGAAACUAUUUGGAGGAAGUAAUAGUGGAUCAAAAGUGCAUCUGCUUGAUGACACAGAUGAUACAGAAACAGCAGAUGUAGAAGAUCAACAACAGGAGCGACAAGAACAAGCAAGAGAGCACAAUCCAGUAUGUGAAGUACGCGUACAUGUAGAUGAACAGAAUGAACAGAUAAAUAAUUUUAUUGAUACAAAUAGGGAAAGAAAUACAGAAUGCUUUCUGGCAGUACCUGUACAAAUAGAUAAUAGAAAUACAAUACGUCGCAUGUGUAACCCUACUUUUUGUAUUUUGGGAUUGGCUUUCACUCUUUUAACUUCUGUUUUAUUACCUUCAUUAUAUGUUCUUCAUAGACUGAAAAUAAUUACUGGCAUAACCGAUAAUGAUUUAAUUACGAUAAUUUUAAUGAUGAUUUCUAUCAUGCUUACAGUUGUUAUGUACUUACUCUCAUCUGUAUUUGAUGCUUUACAUCCUAGAAUUAAGUAA